Molecule: messenger RNA, 1074 nt
Organism: Hypoxylon fragiforme
Lineage: Eukaryota; Fungi; Ascomycota; Sordariomycetes; Xylariales; Hypoxylaceae
Product: asparaginase-domain-containing protein
Exons: 2
Coding region: 1-1074 (357 amino acids)
Biological process (GO): protein deglycosylation
Molecular function (GO): N4-(beta-N-acetylglucosaminyl)-L-asparaginase activity
Source: RefSeq, a predicted model, not a curated record
AUGGCGUAUCUGCGUGGCUUCACAUUGACGUAUCCCUUGCUCUGGCUGACAACAUCAACUAUCACAAGAUGCGCAGCUGAUACCGGUAAUUCACCGGGUUUGCCGAUGGUCAUAAACACAUGGGGCGGUCCCUUUACUGCAGCGACAGACGCAGCAUACCUAGCUCUGCUAGAGUCCGAGACAUCGGCGCUCGAUGCUGUUGAGAUCGGCUGUUCUACGUGUGAAGCCAAUCAAUGCGAUGGUAGCGUCGGAUACGGAGGCUCUCCCGACGAAAACUGUGAGACAACUCUCGACGCCAUGAUCAUGGACGGGACCACCAUGAAAUCCGGUGCCGUCGCCGCUCUCCGGCGCAUCAAAGACGCCAUCUCGGUGGCGCGCGCCGUGCUAGAGCACACGACGCACACCCUACUCGCGGGCGACUUCGCGACGGACUUCGCCAUCGCCAACGGCUUCGUCGCGCAAAACCUGACCACCGAAGCCUCAGCCGCGUCGUGCGCGCAGUGGAAGGCCGGCGGGUGUCAGCCGAACUACCGCAUCAACGUCACGCCUGACCCUGCUCAGUCUUGCGGCCCUUACGCGCCGACGAGCUUAAACUCGAGCUCGAGCUCCGCAGCAGCAGCUUACCAGUCGCGGGGCAGCCCAGAAGGCCACGACACCAUCUCCAUGAUCGCCCUGCACUCCUCCGGCGUCAUGGCAGCCGGCACCUCGACCAACGGCGCCGGGCGCAAGGUUCCCGGGCGCGUGGGCGACGGCCCCAUCACGGGCAGCGGAUCCUACGUCGACGGCGACGUCGGCGGGUGCGGCGCCACCGGUGAUGGAGACAUCAUGAUGCGCUUCCUCCCCUGCUACCAGGCGGUCGAGAACCUGCGGCUUGGCAUGAGUCCCCAAAGUGCGGCCGAGGACGCGGUGCGCCGGAUGCUGAGGAAGUACCCCGAUGUGCAGAGCGGGAUUGUGGUGGUGGAUAAUGAGGGAGCGCAUGGUGGCGCGGGGAGUGGCUGGACGUUCACGUAUGCGUAUCGGGGUGGGGGGAUGGGGGAGACGGUUGUGGUGAGUGUGCCGCCGAUCGCGGGUUAG